UUCAUCAGAUCAACAGAUUCACUAUAUAUAAGUUUGCAUUUCCAAGACACCCUUCUGACAGACUAUUAUUAAUUUAAUGUCCAAAAUUUUAUUUUCUUCUUAAUUUCCACGACUUGGCGAGUCAUACAAAAGUGUAAUUCUUCUCUUCAAGUCUACACUAUUUCUGUUUUGAUUGUUAGGCAAUGGACAAGCGCAGAAGAAAGCAAGCCAAGAAUAGCAGUCGCUGCUCCGAAGAGGUGAGCAGUAUCGAGUGGGAGUUCAUAAACAUGUCAGAACAAGAAGAAGAUCUCAUCUUUAGAAUGCACAAGCUUGUUGGAGAUAGAUGGGCUCUGAUCGCUGGCCGGAUUCCGGGCCGGAAAGCAGAAGAAAUAGAAAGGUUUUGGAUAAUGAGAGAUGGAGAAGUGUUUGCAAGCAAGCAGAAGAAGAGAGCUCAAUAUAAUAGCAUAUAACUCUUGAAUCUUAAUGCUUCACUUUAUUGUUUCUAGGCUAGGACCAUUGUUUUUUAUUUGCAAUUAUAUGCUUCUAAUUAAUGCGUAUUUUUUGUUUUAAGA
Messenger RNA from Morus notabilis, 551 nucleotides. Its product is annotated as transcription factor CPC. NCBI's taxonomy places the organism in Eukaryota, Viridiplantae, Streptophyta, Magnoliopsida, Rosales, Moraceae. The record is from RefSeq and is a predicted model, not a curated record. Gene Ontology annotation, cellular component: nucleus. Gene Ontology annotation, biological process: cell differentiation. The coding region runs from base 183 to 449 and encodes 88 amino acids. The transcript is spliced from 3 exons. Gene Ontology annotation, molecular function: transcription cis-regulatory region binding.